Vigna radiata var. radiata (mung bean) is the source of this 519-nucleotide messenger RNA. Its product is annotated as zinc finger CCHC-type and RNA-binding motif-containing protein 1-like. The record is from RefSeq and is a predicted model, not a curated record. NCBI's taxonomy places the organism in Eukaryota, Viridiplantae, Streptophyta, Magnoliopsida, Fabales, Fabaceae. The coding region runs from base 1 to 519 and encodes 172 amino acids. Gene Ontology annotation, molecular function: nucleic acid binding; zinc ion binding. The transcript has a single exon.
AUGGCAACCUUAUUUGGAAAACUCGGAGAACAUGAGUUAGAGCUUGGAAGGCUGGAGGAGGAAGAAGAAAUUGAAGAAAAGAAAUCAAUUGCUCUAAAAGGCACAAGCAAGAAAGCUACAAAGAGUCUUGAACCUGAAGUUGACUUAGAAACAAAAAUACAUGACAAAGAGUUAAUGAGCAUGGUGGUAAGGAAGUUUAAUCGAUUUAUGAAAAAUAAGAGUUCCACCACUAACUAUGCAGGUCCUGUAAAAGGAAAGAAAAAUUCAAGAACAAAUGUUGUCCAAUGCUACGAGUGUGGAAGAGAAGGACACAUCAAACCAGAUUGUCCAUACCAGAAGAUUAAACAAAAAGGAAGCAGAAAAUUUCCACAGGAGAAAGGAAGGAAGCAAAAGAGUGCAUACAUUGCUUGGGAAAAUAGUGAUUAUGAUUUUUCAAGCGAUGAGGAUUGCAUCAUUGAAGAAGAGUCAAACAUUUGCUUCAUGGUUGGCUUAGCACAGAAUGAUUAUGAUAGUAAUUAG